UCUCUUCAUGCUUUUUCCCGUCCUGCCAAAUAAGCACUAAGCUUAAAAAUAUUGAUAUUCUGUCGAGAGUAUUGGGCUCAGCUACGAUUUGUAUCGUGUUAAAAGAAGUAUAAGUUGUGUUUUACAUUAUUCUGUAAUCAAUGUAAUGUAAUCCUUAAUUGCAUUUUUGGUAUUUAAUACAUGUGUGCUGCUGCCGGUAAACACUACAAAUUCAUUCCACAAAGCAAAGGCAAGUGGUUUCAAGUUCACUCAUAGCAGUGAAACAGUGCUCUCUUCAUUCCAUUCGGUUUAUCUUAUCAAUUGUUAAUAUUCGUAACAAUCGUAGUCAUUUUUUUUUGAAAUACAACACUGUGACACAAGCUUACCAGUUGCUUGCGGCUACGGUUGUGGAAUAGAAGUGAAACCGUCUCGUUCUCUGCGCUUAUCAUGGAUACAACAGUCAGUGACGUACCGGUACUGGAAUCUUGCAUUCCAUUACCAAUCGAAACAGAUCAGCUGCUGGAGGUUGUGGAGAAGGCAAAAGAUUGGGCUAUCAUGCAUGGUGCGGCCAUGCGGUCCAAAGCAGAUUUCAAUCCAGAUGCCUUGCAGUUUGCGCCGUUCAUUCUGACGCCAAGUUCGUUCCCGCGGAAAGAGUUCGAAAAAGCAGUCGAACUGCAAGUAACUCUCAACGAACUGAUGCACGCCGUUUCGCAUGAUUUCGAUUUCCUGAGAGAAACCCUUCAGGGUACUAUAAAGGUCGAUCCAUUCACACGCUCGUUGUUUGAAAUCUUCGAAAUGGUAUUGAAUGAAGGAAUCUCCCAGCCAAUUUCGCUGGGCCUUUUACGAUCCGAUUUGAUGCUGGAAACGAGAUGCGAGAACGAGUGCAAGGUACAGUGCAAACGAGCGAAAGCGUACUGCUGUUGGAAGCAGGUGGAAAUCAAUUCCAUCGCAUCGGGCUUCGGGCAUUUGGGCCCCGCGAGCAAGUCUCUGCAAAGCUUCAUCCUGACAGAGCUUGGUCAUGCGGAUAAAUUACCUAAACUCCCGGAAAACCGUGCCUUGUCCGGUCUCUGUGACGCCAUGGUGGAAGCAUGGAAGCUUCAAAACCGUCCGCAUGCCGCGAUUCUCUUCGUGAUCGAAGACAUAACAUACAACAUUUGCGAUCAACGGUUCCACGAGUUCUACAUCCGUGAAAAGUAUCCGCAGAUUCAGGUCAUCCGUCGAACGUUAACGCAAAUCCACGAACAGGGUAAGUUGGGUGCAAGUGGUGAGUUACUGAUAGGCGAUUUGGAAGCUGCGGUCAUUUAUUUCCGAGCUGGUUACGAACCGGGACACUACUACGGGCAAAACGAAUGGGCGGCAAGGUUGUUGAUGGAGCGUUCCCAGGCUAUUAAAUGCCCUUCUAUUCAGUACCACUUGGCCGGGACGAAAAAAGUUCAGCAGGCACUGGCAAAACCGGGGACUUUGAAAAGAUUUAUUUCUGACGAGCGGAAGAUUGAUACAAUCAAAGAGAUCUUCACCGGGCUGUACUCGUUGGAUAAGAACGAGCAAGGAGAUGAAGCGGUUAAGCUUGCACUGGGGGAUCCGGAACGCUACGUAUUAAAACCACAACGCGAAGGAGGUGGCAAUAAUGUCUACGGAGCCGACAUUCCCGGAGCUUUGGCAAAGAUGGCCGAGGAUGAGCGAUCGGCGUGGAUUCUGAUGGAGCGGAUCUUUCCACCAGUUUCCAAAGGUUACAUGGUGCGUCCGGGAGGAAAGAUGCCUCCGAAGAUUGUCAAUCUGGUGUCGGAGCUGGGCAUAUUUGGAGCUAUUAUCGGAACGAAGGAUAAGAUAGUGUACAAUAAACAGGUAGGGCAUAUGCUGCGGACCAAGCUAUCCAGUGCAAAUGAAGGCGGAGUUGCUGCCGGGUUGGGUGCACUAGAUAGUCCUUAUAUGAUUGAUUAGUAUUCGAGCGCUGAAUGAAAUGUUUGUUUCGUUAAUUUGUUAUCGAAAUGGUCAUUCCGAAAGGCCCAAUUUCAUUUUUAGUAGAUAGCGUCUGAAACAUAAUUCCAAGCAAUUUUGCAUUUUAAGUAUCGUAUGAUGUUUUAAGAUCUUUUCAUAUACAUAUUCAACAAUUCGCUAAAUAUUCGGAAUGCAUUCUAGCGCCGAAAAGUGCUCGUCAAGACUAAUAAACGAGAGUAGUUUGUUUUCGGGCAGGAUUGAUUUCGAAAAUACAUGUGUGGCAUGAAUAAUAAA
This is a messenger RNA of Topomyia yanbarensis, 2211 nucleotides long. RefSeq names its product glutathione synthetase-like. The record is from RefSeq and is a predicted model, not a curated record. Gene Ontology annotation, molecular function: ATP binding; glutathione synthase activity; glutathione binding. Gene Ontology annotation, biological process: glutathione biosynthetic process. The transcript is spliced from 6 exons. Bases 427 to 1920 code for a protein of 497 amino acids. Lineage: Eukaryota; Metazoa; Arthropoda; Insecta; Diptera; Culicidae. Gene Ontology annotation, cellular component: cytosol.